GCAUAUCCCAUUCGAUUUAUUCUUGAUUCCUAUCGAAAAACGCCGUGUUGAGGUUCCGGCAUCUAUAUUUUAUUUACCAGCGGUUAAAUUAUUAUAGAAAUCAAACAAAAUGACUAUCGGCAAGAACAAUAAAAUGAUUCAGCACCUGAAUUAUCGGGUGCGAAUCGUCCUCCAGGACUCGCGGACCUUCAUUGGGACCUUUAAAGCGUUCGACAAACACAUGAAUUUGAUACUGGGCGACUGCGAGGAGUUCCGCAAGAUUCGCUCAAAGAAUUCCAAGGUGCCCGAACGAGAGGAAAAGCGAGUUCUCGGUUUCGUAUUGCUGCGCGGCGAGAAUAUAGUUUCCCUCACGGUGGAAGGUCCUCCGCCGCCGGAGGAGGGUCUACCCCGCGUUCCCAUUCCGGGAGCAGCUCCUGGACCGGGAAUCGGACGAGUGGCCGGGCGAGGAGUGCCCAUUAACAUGUCCGCCGUGCCAGCGGGUCUCCAAGGACCGGUCAGAGGCGUGGGCGGACCCGCCCAACAGCACAUGGCUCCGAUGGGACGUGGAGUGCCACGGGCUCCGAUGAUGGGCGCCCCGCCACCCGGCAUGAUUCCCGGAGGAAUGCCCUCGAUGCCAGGCAACAUGGGACGCGGCGCUCCUCCACCGAUGCGCGGUCCGCCGCCAAGCAUGUUACGAGGAGCACCACCACCGGGCAGGGGUGGAUAUUAAGUAUACACUACACACCAAUAAAACUUCCUUAGAAAACAAUA
Drosophila elegans is the source of this 750-nucleotide messenger RNA. RefSeq names its product small nuclear ribonucleoprotein-associated protein B (gene SmB). Lineage: Eukaryota; Metazoa; Arthropoda; Insecta; Diptera; Drosophilidae. The record is from RefSeq and is a predicted model, not a curated record. Gene Ontology annotation, molecular function: RNA binding. Gene Ontology annotation, cellular component: U2 snRNP; U1 snRNP; U2-type prespliceosome. The transcript has 2 exons. The coding region runs from base 110 to 709 and encodes 199 amino acids. Gene Ontology annotation, biological process: mRNA splicing, via spliceosome.